Messenger RNA from Trypanosoma rangeli, 1563 nucleotides. RefSeq lists its product as uncharacterized. The coding region runs from base 1 to 1563 and encodes 520 amino acids. Lineage: Eukaryota; Euglenozoa; Kinetoplastea; Trypanosomatida; Trypanosomatidae. The record is from RefSeq and is a predicted model, not a curated record. The transcript has a single exon.
AUGGCAGACUCACCUUUGGAUGGACAAAUGGUACCCCCUGCUCCUCUGCCGCCGCGGCCACGCCACACCUUUAGCUUGCGGACGGUAGAAAAGCUCUGCCAGCGGCACUUGGAGAGCACUGGGACACAUCUGCGUCCAGAGCAACUCCCCGCUUUUGUCGAGGAUGUGCGGCGCCGGCUUGCGCGCGUGGAGGAGGUCUUGAAGUACCGCCUACAAUGCCCUGCAGCAUCCUUUAACGGGGGAAAGGGCCGUUCCCCGCUCUCGAGGUUUGAACGUGUCCGUAUGAGCCAAAUUUUAGCAGAUAUAGUGCUUGAUAUCGCCAUCAUCUCCAUCUUGGGCGGCAACGAGGCGCGUGACACGGUGUCAGGUACAGGCAAGGCGGUCUCGCUAUCAACUUCUCACGUGGGCGUAACAACGCCGCACUCAUGUAUCACGGAUGAAUUCUUUGAGGACUGCAAACUGCAGUGGCAGGACUCGAUCCUGCUCUCUGGUUCUGUUGAAGAGGCGCUGGAGCUGCCAGAAAUGCCCCCGUUGUUAAUUUCAGGUGCCAGUGGCUGUGACUCCAGCAGGGAGAUGACACACAGCCUGCCUCUUCCGACCUGCUCGCUCGCAAAAAAUUGUUUGAGGGGCGCAAAGCAGAUGUCCCCGUUGGCGGAGCGGUUGCACUACGCGUCACCGCGACUUCAGGGCAACGGCUUCAUUAAGGUUGAGAGUUACGGAAAUAGCACCAACAGCAAACCCACACAGGCCACCCUUUCGUCGCAAGAAGUACCAUCCUAUCACCACCCCCUCUCGCCCGUUUCACCGCACUUCAAGCCUGUACUGUCGAUGCACUCUGCAGAUGAUGUCUCCUCUAUGUUUCCACAGCCUUGCCCACGGCCUCGGAAGCAGUACGACAUUGACUUGAUGAAAGUGAAGGAAUUUACUCGCUGUCUCAGCAGAGUGCAAGAGCUGAACCUUACAGAUAGCGAGUUUGAGAUGCUUGGCUUACGCUACGCCAUUCCUGGCAUACGGGAAUUGGACCCAAGCGAGGAACAAUUUUUGGCGCAUGUGGGCGAGCGCUACAAAACCACUGGUGUUCCUUCACCUCACUCUGGCAACGGUGUCUUUGUCGUUAGGCACACCAUUUCUGCAAAAAGCACCGGGGGGAAUACUGAUGCAGGGUUUUACAGUAUAGCUACUUCUAGCAGCGGGGACUCUUUCAGUUUGGCCAGUACUUCAUCGCCCAGUACGCCUGGCAUGCAACUUUCUCUGCAGGAGGAUGUUGCAGCGCCACCCGGGUCUAGUUUGCACGGGGCCGUAAAAAAACAUCUAGCGUGGAGUGAUGUACCACAAGGCGACGCGGUAGUCCUCUCACCACAUACCUUCGCUGCGGGUCAGUGCUUGCUGCUGUUUCCAGGGGGGAAAGAUGUCAUUCUAAAGAAGAAGGAUCUCCAACUUUUCCUGGCCUUAGUGGACGCCCGUUUAAAGUCUGUAGACCAGGCCGUCGACGGGCGAUUAAAUGCUUUUGUGGCUGAUCUGGCAUCUAGCAGCGGGGACGAAGACGCACCUUUCACUGCCUGA